Molecule: messenger RNA, 1931 nt
Organism: Jaculus jaculus (lesser Egyptian jerboa)
Lineage: Eukaryota; Metazoa; Chordata; Mammalia; Rodentia; Dipodidae
Gene: Ap2m1
Product: adaptor related protein complex 2 subunit mu 1
Exons: 12
Coding region: 168-1475 (435 amino acids)
Biological process (GO): intracellular protein transport; clathrin-dependent endocytosis
Cellular component (GO): AP-2 adaptor complex; cytoplasmic vesicle
Molecular function (GO): clathrin-cargo adaptor activity
Source: RefSeq, a predicted model, not a curated record
GUCGGGGCGGGGCCGAGGCACUGCAGUGAAAGCCGAGGCCGCGGACGGGCGAGCAGGGGGCGGGCGGACAUCUUGGGAUUCCGAGAGUGGCUAGGCCUGCCGAGGAGGGGGCCGCUGGCGCCAGGUCUGUUCUCAGAGCGAUGGGCUACAGAGACUGAGCUGCCGCCAUGAUUGGAGGCUUAUUCAUCUAUAAUCACAAAGGGGAGGUGCUCAUCUCCCGGGUCUACAGAGAUGACAUCGGGAGGAAUGCAGUGGAUGCCUUCCGGGUCAAUGUUAUUCAUGCACGGCAGCAGGUGCGCAGCCCUGUCACAAACAUCGCUCGUACCAGUUUCUUCCAUGUUAAGCGGUCCAACAUCUGGCUGGCAGCUGUCACGAAGCAAAAUGUCAAUGCUGCCAUGGUCUUCGAAUUCCUCUAUAAGAUGUGUGAUGUAAUGGCCGCUUAUUUUGGCAAGAUCAGCGAGGAAAACAUCAAGAACAAUUUUGUGCUCAUAUAUGAGCUGCUGGAUGAGAUCUUGGACUUUGGCUACCCACAGAACUCAGAGACAGGCGCAUUGAAGACUUUCAUUACUCAGCAGGGCAUCAAGAGUCAGCAUCAGACAAAAGAAGAGCAGUCUCAGAUCACCAGCCAGGUGACGGGGCAGAUUGGCUGGCGGCGGGAAGGCAUCAAGUAUCGCCGGAAUGAGCUCUUUCUGGAUGUUCUGGAGAGUGUAAACCUGCUAAUGUCCCCACAGGGGCAGGUGCUGAGUGCCCAUGUGUCAGGCCGGGUCGUAAUGAAGAGUUACCUGAGUGGCAUGCCUGAGUGCAAGUUUGGGAUGAAUGACAAGAUCGUCAUUGAAAAGCAGGGCAAAGGCACAGCUGAUGAAACAGGAAAAAGUGGGAAGCAAUCAAUUGCCAUUGAUGACUGCACCUUCCACCAGUGUGUGCGGCUCAGCAAGUUUGACUCUGAGCGCAGCAUCAGUUUCAUUCCACCAGAUGGCGAGUUUGAACUCAUGAGGUAUCGCACCACCAAGGACAUCAUCCUCCCUUUCCGGGUGAUCCCACUGGUGAGGGAAGUGGGGCGCACCAAACUGGAGGUCAAGGUGGUCAUCAAGUCCAAUUUCAAGCCCUCACUCCUAGCCCAGAAGAUUGAGGUGAGGAUCCCAACCCCACUGAACACGAGUGGGGUGCAGGUGAUCUGCAUGAAGGGGAAAGCCAAAUACAAGGCCAGCGAGAACGCCAUUGUGUGGAAGAUCAAGCGCAUGGCAGGCAUGAAGGAAUCGCAGAUCAGUGCAGAGAUUGAGCUACUGCCCACCAAUGACAAGAAGAAAUGGGCUCGACCUCCCAUUUCCAUGAACUUUGAGGUGCCAUUUGCACCUUCUGGCCUCAAGGUGCGCUACCUGAAGGUGUUUGAACCGAAGCUGAACUACAGUGACCACGAUGUCAUCAAAUGGGUGCGCUACAUUGGCCGCAGUGGCAUUUAUGAAACCCGCUGCUAGUUGCCUAGUGGCAGCUAACCCACCUGCCAGUUCCCCCUUUCCACAGGUCCAGCUGCCACCACACAUCAGUGUCUCCUCCCUCUGCUUUGCUGCCUUCCCUUUGCAUCAGCCCAAGUCUAGGUCUGGACCAACCACAUGACAGUGGGACUGGUGAAGCAGUCCCCACCCUAGGCUUCCUGGGCAGGGUGGUUUUGAGGGCUUUUGCUCUUCCAUCUGUUCUGACCUAGGGCCAGCCUCUGUAUUUUGUGACCAAACCCAGAUGGGCCUUGCUCCUCUCCACCCCUGUGGCCAUACUUCUGGAGUGAAAGGGUUGACUGCCCCUCACCUUGGAGUUCCCCCAGAGGCCAGUAAUGGAUCCCCAGCCCUCAUUCCCUUCUGCUGUGGGAUAGUGUGAGCUUUGUUUUGUACACGUGUGACUUCAUCCAGUGAAAAAUCCAAUAAACUCUGUAGAAUGGA